UUUCAGCAUCCGAAGUUACAUGUCCAGCAAAAGCUUCGUAUCCCUUAUAAUGGAAUUUUUCUGUGUUCUGGUUUUUCUGGUUCUGUUGAUAUACAGCACAGAUCGCGCAAAUGGACGCUGUGAACGAAUUUUAGAUUUGCAACAUGCCACAGUGAACUAUAGAGCGCGGGGUUAUGUAAGAAUCAGGUGUGAUCGCGGCUAUUCUCCGCAAGGAGUUAUUAUUAAAGCCUGCGAUCAAAGUGGUCUUUUGCGUGGGGAAAAGCCCUUUUGUGCCAAAAGAGGAUGCGGGGAGCUCGAUAUUCCUGAACACGGACACAUUGAAAAGAACCCCUUGAAGGCGGAAAUCAUGUGCUUCGAAGGCUAUGUGCUGGUUGGAAGUCGCACAGCCUUCUGCGAUGGAUUCAGGUGGAGCACCCAGUUGGGAUUCUGUCGGAGGAGCAACCACACGGGCGACCACUCCUGCGACUUCGAGAGCGAGGAUCAGUGCGGCUGGGAGGCGGAGUCGCACUACCGGCAACCCUGGAGGCGGGUCAGCGCGAUGUCCGAGUUCCACUCCGUGAAUACGGGUCCGCACCACGAUCACACCUUCGGCAGCCGAUCCGGCGGACACUAUAUGCGCAUGGAGAGCCAGCUGGGGGCUUUCGGGAGCUACCACCUGAUGUCCCCGAUCUAUCCCAGAGAACUCAGCCUGAAGACCGCCUGCUGCUUCCGGUUCCAUUACUUCAUGUACGGGAGCGGCGUGGAAAGUCUGGUGGUGUCCGUAAAACCCGUCUCGAUGACGAUGAUCGACAUGUGGAACAGGUUCAGGGCCAACUCAAGCAAAUUCGAGAUGACUGGUCCCCAGGGAACCCGGUGGCUGGAGCAUACAAUCACCAUCGACGAAAUGCAGGAGGACUUUCAGGUGAUCUUCUCGGCCACGGAUGCGAGGUCCAAGUUCGGGGACAUCGCCAUCGACGACGUGAAGCUGAUGACGGGGAGCGAUUGCGGGGUGAAUGGGUUUACGACCACCACGGAGCCACCGCCACCAACGAUAACCAGCGGCGAAGAGCGUUUUGUCUUCGACAUGUUGAACUGCACGGGUCGCUGUGGAUCUCCGGAUCCAGGUGUCCAAAUCACCGAAAACGGUUUCGUCAUGGGUUGUGGUUGUGACGAGGGAUGUCUAUCGGAGAGUACUUGCUGUCUCAACUAUUUAGAUGAGUGCCAGAAAGAUAUGGACACAAUGCCCUUCGAUGAUCUGAGUUCACCAGCACCACAAACAACACCCACUACUACAACUACCACCACAAAGAAGCCAGACACAACGACGGCGAAAACAACAACGACCACAACUACAACAAAGAGGACAACCACUUCGACAACGACAACAACACCAAAGCCACGCACAUCCACAAAGAGCACAACCACCACAACAACCACCAAAACCCCGACAACGCGAAGAACUUCAACAACAACGACUUCAACAACACCAAAGCUAACAACAAAGAGUUCAACAACGCCAAGAACAACAACCACUGCAAAAGUAUUUACAACUAAAACAACUAAGGCUAUAACAACAACACAAAAAACCACAGCCGCAACCAAAAAGUAUAUGACAACAACCACUAAAAUAACAACAACGACACCUCCAACUUUAAGUACCCCAAAGAUCGCAGUGAUCGGCACAACCGAGAAGACGAGGAAGCGCAUUACUUGGAAGGUUGAUCCGAAGGAAAUCGCUGGUCACAUGGACACGAGCGACAGUUCCCCGAAUCCAGCUUUAAUAGUCCUGUACAUGCUCGUCGGCUUAGUCCUAGUGAUAGUACUGGCCAAUGUCGCCCAGCGCUGGAUAAUACCACUCAGUAGAGCGAGAUCUACUACCGAGAAGGCCGUGAGUUUCAAAAAGGCAUUCCAGAGUCUGAGGAAACAUCGGAGGAGAAAUAGCAUAACUGAACCAUUGUGCGACACCGAUAACGAGGACGGCGACUAUUUCGAGGAAACGGGCGUGGACAUACGCAAUAGGACCGACCUAUGAGGGUGACCUAUCGGAAUGGGGAAAAGCCGCCAUCUGAGUUACAUUCGCUUAUCCCUAUUAUGUAGGAAGUUAUAAAAUAUUAAAGCAAGAUUAAAAUAGAAAACGAA
Messenger RNA from Drosophila subpulchrella, 2118 nucleotides. RefSeq lists its product as uncharacterized. Gene Ontology annotation, biological process: nervous system development. Gene Ontology annotation, cellular component: membrane. Bases 20 to 2011 code for a protein of 663 amino acids. The transcript has 4 exons. Lineage: Eukaryota; Metazoa; Arthropoda; Insecta; Diptera; Drosophilidae. The record is from RefSeq and is a predicted model, not a curated record.